AUGGCGGAUUCUGGGGUCAGGAUGGAAUUGGUGGGUAAAACCAGCGAGAGGAAAACCCGGCGCCACGUCCCCCGGCUGACUCGGGGAGAGCAGGGAUUGGAGCCCACGCGAGGGGCCUGGCCGGUGGCUGCGGGGAGCGCCCUGCAGUGCGAGGUGUGUCAGUCCAAAGCGGGAUCGUGCUCCGGCCCCCUGCAGCCCUGCGCCCCCUCGGAAGGGACCUGCGUCGCUGCUGUGGCAGAGUUCAACCUCGAGGAAAACUCCUUCUCCUACGCGGCUAAGUCGUGCCUGGAGCCCGAGAGCUGUGAGCCCGGCCCCUUCACGGUGACCUCCACCCGCAAUAACACCGUGCGGGUGAACAUCGCCUGCUGCAACACCGACGGCUGCAACGCCGGGGCCAUCCCAGUGCCAACCGUGAGCUCCGUCCCGAACGGCCGGCAGUGCCCGUCGUGCUUCGCCAUGGGGGCAGAUCGCUGCCAGGACAUGGAGCCCUUGGCCUGCACCGGCGCCGAGGACCAUUGUAUUGACAUCGCUGGGACAUUAACGCUGGGUAACGAGACCCUGACGAGGGCUGCGACUGGAUGCGGCUCCCCUGGCGCCUGCGGCAUGAGAGUGGGGGUGAAGAAAUACGCCCAGGGCGUGGUGGACGUGCUGAGCCGGGCCGAGUGCGACCCGGCUCCCUGGGCCGGCGGGGAUCUGUGA
Mauremys mutica (yellowpond turtle) is the source of this 699-nucleotide messenger RNA. Its product is annotated as phospholipase A2 inhibitor and Ly6/PLAUR domain-containing protein-like. The transcript is spliced from 5 exons. Bases 1 to 699 code for a protein of 232 amino acids. Lineage: Eukaryota; Metazoa; Chordata; Testudines; Geoemydidae. The record is from RefSeq and is a predicted model, not a curated record.